UCCUUCACUUCGCUCUGAAGUAUCUUUGCAGUUCGCACCAUCGCGCCGCUUGAAAAACUCCAUUUUUCUUCUGACUCUUCUCUCUUCUCCCACUUUGCCUGCCCAAUGGGUAAGACCUAUUUUGCCAUUACUUUUCAGAUCUUGCUAGCGUUUGCCCUCUUACUAUCCACCGACGGCGACGAUGGCGGAUCAGUCCAAGAUCUACUCCGCGCCUACGGCCUCCCGCCGGGGCUUCUUCCCUCUGCGGUGAAUUCCUACGACCUGGAUAGGGAAACAGGACUCCUGGAAGUUCAUCUAGACAGUCCCUGCUUCGCGAAGUACGACGGAUUGGUGUUUUUUAAUCAGACAGUGAGGGGAAAUCUGAGUCACGGUAGCUUGAAAGGACUGGUGGGGUUUUCACAGGAGGAGCUAUUCAUUUGGUUGCCCGUGAAAGAGGUUUUGUUGGCUGAUCCUUCUUCAGGUGUUAUCUUUUUUGAUAUCGGUGUUGCUCAUAAGCAAUUAUCGCUCUCGCUUUUCGAGAAUCCGCCUGAUUGCACCGCAGGAGGGGAAUAUCAACGACAAUUGGCUGUCCAGAUGAUCAGAGGAGGGCCUGGAGAAGCUAUUGGAUCUCAGGAGCAAAAAUGAAGUAUGAAAAGACUUCAACCAUCCUUUCUUUCCCAGAAUUCGUCUCUUAAAUACUGGUAUUCCCUUCCCACACUCCUGAAAACCACUUGUAAAGGGAGUUCUUAUAUGUGUAUAUACAUAGCGUUGAUACUAGUUUGGGUCAUUUUCUACUCUGUACAUUGCGCAUGUAUAUGACAUUUCAUCAUAUUUCAGCAAUAUAUAUUACUGUAUAUAUGAGAAUAUCUUAAGCAG
Dendrobium catenatum is the source of this 855-nucleotide messenger RNA. RefSeq lists its product as uncharacterized. The record is from RefSeq and is a predicted model, not a curated record. NCBI's taxonomy places the organism in Eukaryota, Viridiplantae, Streptophyta, Magnoliopsida, Asparagales, Orchidaceae. The transcript has 2 exons. The coding region runs from base 106 to 624 and encodes 172 amino acids.